Molecule: messenger RNA, 481 nt
Organism: Ambispora leptoticha
Lineage: Eukaryota; Fungi; Glomeromycota; Glomeromycetes; Archaeosporales; Ambisporaceae
Source: the annotation of a GenBank genome assembly
GUUCAAUAAAAUUUGGAAACUGCGGCGAACGUCGAAAUUGAUAUCGGAAAUAAUUGACAGGUUGUAUGCUAACAUUAUCAGACAAAACUAUGAAUGGAAUCUCGUGAUAUGGCCAAAAACGAUAAUUGAACCAAACGAAGAUAUCAAAUUCAUUUUAAAAGGAAUGAAAACGGAAAAUGGAAAUCUCUUUCUAAUUUUUCGUCCAAAGAUCACGGGAUCCGCGAUUUUUCGGCAUAACGAGCCUAGCCGAAACCUAAAUUUCAGUUUUUGGGGAAAUCGCGUACAAGGAACUAAACGUAGCAUAGAAUAUGUUUCAAGCGAAUUAUCGGAAUCGCAAAUUUUGCGGAAAAAUAAUUACCAGAUUGCAAUUGAGAAAAUGAUGACGCAAGAAUCUUCUACUUUAGUUAAAAUCGAGGAAUUUAUAGUUAAAGAGAUUAGAAUACUCGUUAAUGAACAUUUUUUAGAUAUAACUGAUGUAUAA